UCAGCCGUGGGACACAAGCAGACAUGCAAACCAACCAAAACCAGUAGACCAAAGCUAGCUGCUAGCUCGGCGAAAGGUGCAGCUUGUUGGUCAACCUCCGAUCGAUCCAGCAGCCAAGUACCAAACAUCCCUGUUCGUGUGAGCAAGUUACAGCAGCAUGGCCGGCAGAGACAGGGACCCGCUGGUGGUUGGUAGGGUGGUGGGCGACGUGCUCGACCCCUUCGUCCGGACCACCAACCUCAGGGUCAACUACGGCUCCAGGACGGUAUCCAACGGCUGCGAGCUCAAGCCAUCCAUGGUCGUGCACCAGCCAAGGGUUGAGGUCGGCGGCGCCGACAUGAGGACAUUCUACACCCUCGCGAUGGUUGAUCCGGAUGCUCCAAGCCCAAGCGACCCGAACCUCAGGGAGUAUUUGCACUGGCUGGUCACUGAUAUUCCGGGAACUACUGGUGCAUCAUUUGGGCAAGAGGUGAUGUGCUACGAGAGCCCUCGGCCUACCAUGGGGAUCCACCGCUUUGUAUUCGUGCUGUUCCAGCAGGUGGGGCGGCAGACGGUGUACGCUCCCGGCUGGCGCCGGAACUUCAACACCAGGAGCUUCGCCGAGCUCUACAAGCUCGGCCCGCCGGUCGCCGCCGUCUACUUCAACUGCCAGCGUGAGGCCGGCUCCGGAGGCAGGAGGAUGUACCCCUAAACAGUCAUCGAUCCAAGCUAAGAUCUAAUUAAGAUGAUACGGUGUGGCUAGCCCGCAGCAUUAUAUUUAGCGACAUAUAUAUACACAUAUGAACUAGCAGCAGCUAUGGGCGAUGAAGCCUAGCUUGAUAUAUAUAAAUAGUACAAUAAACGGCUAGUACAUAUAUACCACUACGGCCGGGAGCUACAUCAUGCAGGCGUGCUAUGCCAUGCCGGCCGUAUUAUUGUUGCUUCUAGCUAGUCACUACCCAUGCAUGUAUAUCAUAUAUAUGUACGCAUGGAAGACAAACAUGUAAAUGACAGAUUUCUACAAUAACAUGCACGUCACGCGUGUACUUGUUGUAACAAGUCAUCGGUGUGGAAUAUAAUGUAAAAUUAGAUAUUGUAUGGAGAAAUUCGUGUAUGAUUUCAUGCA
Messenger RNA from Phragmites australis (common reed), 1105 nucleotides. RefSeq names its product protein VERNALIZATION 3-like. The transcript is spliced from 4 exons. Gene Ontology annotation, biological process: inflorescence development; regulation of flower development; regulation of timing of transition from vegetative to reproductive phase. The record is from RefSeq and is a predicted model, not a curated record. Lineage: Eukaryota; Viridiplantae; Streptophyta; Magnoliopsida; Poales; Poaceae. Bases 158 to 691 code for a protein of 177 amino acids.